UUAUGAUCCAGUGUACAUACAUCAGUGUACUUAUUUAAAGUUACUAUAUUGAGGGUAUAUUUGACAAGCAACAUCAAGGACUGUUUUGUGAUUAACUUUCAUCAUAGAUAUGCCGUUGAAAAGCUACAAGUACGAGGAGGGCAAGUUUAAAGUAACGGAGGAAAUGAAAGGAGAAUUUGAAGAUGACGGUUACGUUGUUAUCAGAGGACUUUUGUCCGACGCAGAACUGAAACAUAUUGAAAAUGCACUUGUCGUCGGCAAGUUUUCCGACCAUACUUAUGGGGUCCCCGACGGAGAUGGCCGGGAAGCACACAUGAUUCUGUGGAACCAUCCGGGAGUUGAUGUGACUGGAAUGGUAGGCCGUUGUGAAAAAGUUGCCGACACUUGCGAACAGUUGCUGGGUGGGGAAGUAUACCACUAUCACACCAAGCUAAUGGCGAAACCUGCCAAGAUCGGUGGAAAACAUGUUUGGCAUCAGGACUACGGAUAUUGGUAUCAAAAUGGAAAUUUAUUUCCCAACAUGAUGACAGUUUUCAUGGCAAUUGAUAAAUGUACAAAAGAAAACGGAUGUCUUCAGAUUUUAAAAGGUUCAAAUAAAUGUGGAAGAAUAGAGCACGUGCAAGUUGCGGGGCAAGUAGGAGCUGACAUGGCACGUGUUGAUGAGCUUGCCAAAGUUUUACCGCUGGAAUAUGUUGAGCUUGAACCAGGCGAUGCGCUAUUUUUCCACUGUAAUUUGCUGCACUGCAGUGCACCUAACACCAGUGCUGCCAGACGUUGGGCGUUCCUUUGUGCGUACAACAGGGCUGAUAAUAACCCCACUAAAGAACAUCACCAUCCGAGAUACACACCUUUAAAAAAAGUACCUAAUUCGGCCAUUCUUGAAUGCCAGGAUUUUACGACAAUGGAUGGAAAAUGGUUCAUAGACCCGGAAAUCGAAAAACGUCCCGGUCGGAAGCUCGCUCAUAAGCAGUGAACGAUAAAAAGAGGAAGUUCGACAUUCAAAUUUAGACAUUCAAAUCGAGGGGUGAAUGCGAAAGAAGUAUAUAUAGACAAAGAAGCACAUUGACUACUCUCGCAUUCUCCCCCGAAAUAUUACAAUGAUAUUUUUGUCAAGUAAUGUAGAAGGUAUAGUAUUUUUGUCAUGGACUGUGAUAAGCCUUAUUGUACCGUAUAACCAGAUAUACUCCCAAAGCUAAAUAUUGAGUUUACAAUGUACUGACUUGUAUAUCUUUUGAGAAGAAAAUUAAAGUUACACUCUUUUAAUAUAUUCCUAUGAAAAUGAUAAUUUAAACAAUGAAACUAUAGACAAAUGUUUUUACUGCUUCCCAGGCACUAUUGGCAGCAUUGUAACAUAUGAAGAAUUACAGCAGUCGAUAUUACUUCAAGUGACAGUCUUAUGUUAGAAUAAGAUGCUGUAAAUGAUUUCAAAUCAAUUAUCAAAUAAAAUCUGAAAAGUAGA
Messenger RNA from Mercenaria mercenaria, 1459 nucleotides. Its product is annotated as L-proline trans-4-hydroxylase-like. The record is from RefSeq and is a predicted model, not a curated record. Bases 110 to 973 code for a protein of 287 amino acids. The transcript is spliced from 9 exons. Lineage: Eukaryota; Metazoa; Mollusca; Bivalvia; Venerida; Veneridae.